CCAAAUCUGAGAAAUUCUUGCAGAUUCAUUCAGCAGUUAUUUUCUUGGAUCUUUUAAAUUUACUGUACAUGAUCUCUAUUAGGGUUCUGUCAGCGACAUCACCAUACAUGUGGGCAGGCCUCGGGAGUGGUUUGGCUGUUGCAUUAUCAGUUGUUGGUGCUGCAUGGUAAUAUUUUUCAAUUUAAUUACUUUUGUGUACUGUACAAUAAUAUUGUGGUUUUCAAUCAUUUUCACUCUUUAAAUCAGCUUUUUGCAUGGUUAGUUUACCUAAUUUGGUCACACCCACCAUAUCGUAAGUGGGAGUGUGUCGCUAUCUCAAUCCAGUAUGGAUUAUAAUGGUCGGCAAUUGACUAUUUGAGUGCGUACAAUUUCCCGACUUUUAACUACAAACUUCCCCUGAAUCUCGUAUGCCUGGUAAUGGCAAUUUCAAGUUGCCCUGUAGAUUUCAUGCACAAGCUAACAUUAUGCCAUAGUCACUACUACUAGGCACAGUCCAUUGAUUUACCUUUGGAAGGGGUCAGAUUUCUCCACAAAUGUUCUUUCUGAAUAGCCAAUUGUUUUUUGGGUAAUGUUUUUUUUUGAAAAUAAAAUAUGGUGGUAGUGGUCGUACACCACAUUGCAGCAAUAAAUGUGUAAAUGUUUUAAAAAUUUUAGGGGAAUUUUUACAACUGGUGCAAGCAUUUUAGGUGCUGGUGUUAAAGCUCCCAGAAUCAAAACGAGAAAUCUUGUAAGCAUUAUAUUCUGUGAGGCAGUUGCAAUCUACGGCAUCAUCAUGGCAAUUGUACUGGUUCAAAAAAUUGAGGUAUUGUAUCUAUAUGUUUAUACAUACUGUAAAAUAAUGUACCCUCAAGCUAUUACUCUACUUUAUUUAAAGCCGCCUCUCUUAAGGUACCGUCACUUGCAACUAAGGAUGAACGGUCGCUCAUAAAAACAUUGCCUAUUCGCGUGGGAAUCUUCAAUGCUUGUCAAGAGCACUUGACAGGUUUUAAUCUGAUCAGUCAAUCACGUUCAACCAGCUCCAAGCUGAUUGGCUGAGCGAAUUGAAACCAUCAAAUGAUCAUCACAAACAUUGAACUUUCUCGGUAAAAACAUUGAACUUUGUCAUGAGAAUAGACAAUGUUUUAUCUGCGACCAUUCAUCCUUAGGGUUCCCAAAUGAAUUUGCAGUAACAGGCAUUUUGAAAGAAGUAGGCGGGUAUGUGGUGUUGGGUUUGAGGGCGUCUCCCUGUGGAGUGUUUGAAAUUUAGACCAUCUGAAAUGGCAUUUUCAGCCAUUUUUGGAGAGUAGUUUUGGAGAUUUUGUCAUAUCCAAAUAUUUAGAUAUUAAGCAUAUCAUUUAGAUUGUAGAAUUUAUAUGUUAUAAAACAGGGACGAAAUUUAAAUUGUUUUGUACUAUAUAGCCGGAAGGUCCGGAAUAGUAGAUUUUUAUAUUUACUAUUCCGUCUGAAAAUCCACUAUUCCUUAAUGUACUGUUUCUGUUCAUGCAGGGUCCGCGCUAAUGUUCUGAUUUUCGUGAAAUCAUCCUUGAGACUCCUAAAGUGAACUGAAUAAUUGAAUAACAAAAAAUAAACAUGUACAGUGCAUUGCUCUGUACAGUCAUGAAAAAUUAUUAAUAAAAAACAAAGUUCAAACACUGAAAUGAACUUGCGAACUUUGUUGCGAAGUUCGCGCCCAAUUUCCGAACUUGGAAACGUAAUUGGCAAGUUCGCAACGAACUUGGGCACCGCGCGUUGAAAAGUGACUUGAAAUCAACAAUAAUAUUGGUGCAAAGAAAUUAGAACAUGCAAGUAUUGCAAGCGAACAAGAACUUAGCUACGAAGUGGAACAGUGGCUCAAAGUCCGGUAUAAAGUGAUAUAUUAUACAAGAGGAUAACUCUUGCUUGUCGAUAUAUGGUACCACAAUUUUUUCUACUAUACAAACGGAAUACUGUGAUCAUCAAGUUUACUAUUCCGUCAGGCAUUUUAGUAUAUUCGGAAUAGCGGGAAUUUCGACCCCUGUAAAAGCAAGAAACCUUUCCCUUGACAUUUUCUGGUCAGGAGGAAAUGUUUUAGCAGCCACAUUUUCAGUUGUCAUGACUUAGCCUUGUGAGAACAAAUACAAACGAAAACCAUAAAUAUGAUAGAGUCAUUGUGACUAGUAAAUUUUGUCAAACUAUUUGAUCAGUCAAACACCCUGUUUAGUAUUGCCCUACGUUAAACUAUUACAGUAUCUUAAGUUAUUUUAUUGUUUAACAAUGAUUUUUCACUGCGUAUUUUAGGCUGGCGAUUAUACAAAUUUGGAUGAAGAGAAGACGAGACGUAUUUAUGGUGCAG
Messenger RNA from Paramuricea clavata, 2311 nucleotides. Lineage: Eukaryota; Metazoa; Cnidaria; Anthozoa; Malacalcyonacea; Plexauridae. The record is from the annotation of a GenBank genome assembly.